Talaromyces proteolyticus is the source of this 1587-nucleotide messenger RNA. Its product is annotated as cytochrome P450 CYP4/CYP19/CYP26 subfamily. Lineage: Eukaryota; Fungi; Ascomycota; Eurotiomycetes; Eurotiales; Trichocomaceae. The record is from RefSeq and is a predicted model, not a curated record. Bases 1 to 1587 code for a protein of 528 amino acids. Gene Ontology annotation, molecular function: oxidoreductase activity, acting on paired donors, with incorporation or reduction of molecular oxygen, reduced flavin or flavoprotein as one donor, and incorporation of one atom of oxygen; heme binding; iron ion binding. The transcript is spliced from 2 exons.
AUGCUGCCCUUUAUUCUAAGUGCUCUUGCAUGUUACAUCCUCCUGUUGCGUCCUUUAUACGAUUACUACCGUCAUUUCACCAACGCACGCCGUCUAAAUUGCCAAAAGCCGCGUACCAAAGCCACCCGACUACCCUGGGGAAUUGACUUCGUUCGUCGCCUGGCGAAAGCUAGUAACCAAGACAGACUGUGCGAAGAGGUUUCGUCCUUCUUUGAAGAGGAACAAUGCAAUACCUUUCAAGUUUGGCUCCCUCAACGACAUAAACAUUUCUGGACUACGGAACCAAGAAAUGUGCAAGCGAUUCUUGCAACCCAGUUCUCCCAGUUUGAGUUGCCACCGGAAAGAGAGGGUGUCGUCAAACCCAUGUUCGGCAGAGGCAUAUUCUCUGCUAAUGGGACGUAUUGGGAACACUCGAGAGCCAUGAUGAGACCGCAAUUUACGAGACAGCAGAUUGCAGACCUCGAAUUGGAGGAAAGGCAUUUUCAAGAAAUGCUGCUGCACAUUCGACCAGACAAAGAAUCAGGCUGGAUUGAUUCCAUUGACUUGAGGCCCUUAUUUUUUAGGCUAACUAUCGAUUCUGCCACAGAAUUUUUCUUCGGCCAAUCAGUGGGCUCACAAAUCGAGGCUCUGUCAGACAGACCAUUGAAGGAAACACAUGAGAACUACGGCUGGCGCUCCUUAGCCGACCAUUUUGACAGUGGUACAAGACAUUUGGGAACGAGAGCCCGUCUUGGGCCAUUGUAUUGGUUGCAUAAUCCUAGUGAUUUCAGAGAAAAUAGUCACCAAAUUCGCCAAUUUGCGGACUAUUUUGUACAGGAAGCUCUAAAACGGACAGCCAUGGACGACAUGCUGGAGAAGGAGGAAGCCGGUGGCGGCGAAGAAAAAGAUCGUAAAUAUGUCUUCUUGCACGAGUUGAUCAAACAAACCAGAGAUCCUAUUGAACUCCGCUCCCAGCUUUUACAUAUGCUGCUUGCUGGUCGCGACACGACUGCAGGACUACUAUCAUGGGUUUUCUUCCUUUUAGCACGUCACCCAAAGGUAUACCAAAGGUUGCGAGCCACUGUCAUCGAGACAUUCGGACAAUAUGAUUCACCGCAGGAUAUCACAUUUUCGCGUCUCAAGGCAUGCACAUAUCUUCAAUAUGUCAUGCAGGAAACUCUGAGACUCUAUCCACAGGUACCCGUGAACGGGCGCACUGCCACUACUGACACUUGUUUACCUGUUGGCGGUGGGUUGAAUGGCACCGCUCCAGUCUAUAUUAAAAAGGGCGAGCGCGUCAAUUACAGUGUAUAUGGGAUGCAGCGUCGGAAAGACAUCUGGGGCCCGGAUGCGGACGAAUAUAUUCCAGACCGGUGGGCAUCGCACAGAUAUGGAUGGGAGUAUUUGCCAUUUAAUGGAGGCCCUCGUAUUUGUCUUGGACAGCAGUUUGCCCUGACGGAGGCUGGAUAUGUGAUUACGCGGCUGGUGCAAAUGUUCGAUGAGCUGGUUGCUGUUGAUCCUAAGGAACCGGUCAUCAAUCAAUCCACGCUUACGAGCACAGCUAAGCAGGUGCGAGUGAGGCUUCACAAGGCUGACCAAGUCUGUUGA